AUGGCUACUUUGAGAGGUAGUAAAGAGGAAGAGCAGCCCUACACAGAGAGGACUGUUCAUACCUACUACCCUGUCACUCCUUUAUAUGUAUCAGCUCAGCCUGGAGCUGGAAGGUGGAAGACUUUGGAAGAUGUGAUGCUCUAUCGGAACUUCCCCACAGCAUCAGUUCUGGAAACUGAAAGACCUAGAUACUAUGAUAUUCGUGAUCUUCGCCAGAUGGUAUGGGUCCUGUGUGGAGAUGUAUUAAUAACAGCUCCAUCUAGCAGCAACACGGAGCCUGUCACUCUUGAAGUAAUAGCGUGUAGAUGCCCAGAACUCCGUGAUAAAGAAAGAGGCAAUUGGGUAUACUUGGGAAUCAAGAACAAAAAUCUUAGUUUGCGCUGCACAGAAACUGAGGGCAAGCCUACUUUGCAGCUGGAGGAGAUCUACAUCAUGGAGCUGUACUGGAAGAAAAUACCACAAGAGUCAUAUCUCUUUGUCCACAGUAUGGAGGGCUCCACAUCCACCUUUGAGUCUCUCAUCUACCCUGAUUGGUUCAUAGCCACCUCCUCUGUGCCAGGUGAACCUGUCUUCCUCACCCAAAAUAGGGGCUUCACUAGCAACACCAACUUCUAUUUAGAUCCUAAGGAUUACAUCAGUUCUGGGAUUUUUGUGCCCUGCUCCUCCCGCAAUGGCUAA
Molecule: messenger RNA, 678 nt
Organism: Octodon degus (degu)
Lineage: Eukaryota; Metazoa; Chordata; Mammalia; Rodentia; Octodontidae
Product: interleukin-36 beta-like
Exons: 6
Coding region: 1-678 (225 amino acids)
Biological process (GO): cytokine-mediated signaling pathway; cellular response to lipopolysaccharide; positive regulation of gene expression
Molecular function (GO): cytokine activity; interleukin-1 receptor binding
Source: RefSeq, a predicted model, not a curated record